Molecule: messenger RNA, 3578 nt
Organism: Magallana angulata
Lineage: Eukaryota; Metazoa; Mollusca; Bivalvia; Ostreida; Ostreidae
Product: beta-1,3-galactosyltransferase brn-like
Exons: 2
Coding region: 607-1896 (429 amino acids)
Cellular component (GO): membrane
Molecular function (GO): hexosyltransferase activity; UDP-glycosyltransferase activity
Source: RefSeq, a predicted model, not a curated record
GGGGGCAUGCAUGUAUGAAACAGGGAGUCAAAUAGGUUUCGUCGUGAAGAUCCGUCUAGAAAUAUGUAUGACUGCGUUGUCAUAGAAAUGAUCAUUGUAACGUGUAGUAAAAGCAUCAUCAUUAAAAUAUUGAUUGCCGUUUGCAUUGAUUUUCCUCUAUGUUCGGAGCUUAGCGUAUUGCAAUAAGUAUGCCACUAGGUCUCAUGGUGAAAUCAAAGACUGUCACCAAACGAAGUAAGGGAUAACUUCGUCGGUGAAAUUGAUAGGGUAGAACAAUUUUAAUUUGUUCUUUUUAUUCAUACUUGACCGGACAGUUCUCCUGGGUAUAGAACCGGAACGGACAUUUAAAAACACAGCAUUUUACUGCUCUAUUGUCAUUCUACUCGAAUCCAACACAACAUACGGGUAUGUGAAAUCAUAGCCAUUGAAUUGGGAUUUAAUUAUUCGUUAAAAUGUGUUAGUUCUACUCGCUACUCGCCUACUGAACUCUCCGAGUUGUCCAUGUACGUACUUGCAAGAUAUGGAUUAUAAGUGUUUGCUGGACAUCAGAAAUAAUGUUUGAUAUGCACAGAGCUAUCAGACACCAUUUAUAAACACCGGUGUUGAAUGACCGGAUGCACGAUAAAGAUGCGGUGUCUCAAAAUCUUACUGGGCAGAACGCUACGGAAUACUCUCAUUCUUAUGGCUAUCUGCCUGUCAUUGCUCAAUAUGAUGAACUGGGUUUACUAUACCUAUUCAGAAGAGCUCAUUGAAACAUACAACAAAUACUCACCGCCGACAGGCGCAGUCUUUUUAACACGUUUUGCAUCGAAUUCAUCGACUCCGAAAUCGAUUUCAAAACAUCAAACCGCCACAGUGAUACCCCAGAGUUUCGAAAGACAUUAUCCGUUUUUCGACCCAGGGAAUAGCUAUGACGAUAACGGAAUCUACAUGGAAGUGGGACCCCCUCUUGAUACCAAAGAUGUGCGCAAAAAGAAACUAAAUUUUGACCCUUCAAAGUAUCCGCUGGAAGUAGAUCUUGUUAAAUUAACAAAUUAUAUUUUUGAGGGAAAAAAGAUUAAAAACAAACCGAUCAACCCUCAUCCGUAUCAAUUUGUGCACGAAGCUGCUGAUGCGUGUCAUAUUAAAAAUCUCCAUCUAGUUGUUAUAGUGAAAUCUAGAGCCAAUAAUACUAAGACCCGGGAAGUCAUAAGGAAAACAUGGGGCAACCCAACGAUAUACAGUGGGGUGGCUGUAAUUUUUCUUCUGGGACAAAUGCGUGGAUGGGAGAAAAAUAUCUCUGAAGAAGCUCAAAGGCACAAAGAUAUUGUACAAGAGAACUUCGUCGACGAUUACUCCAACAACACGCUAAAAACAAUAAUGGGGUACAACUGGGUAGUUCGCUAUUGUUCCAACGCAAAUUUCAAUCUUUUCGUGGACGAUGAUAUCUUUGUGGUGGUGAAAAACCUCGACAAUUACAGAAACAACAAAGACAAAGAACCCCGGAUCAUGGCCGGGAAACUACUUCCUCGCUCGAUCCCAUUCCGGGACAAUGGGUCGAAGUGGUUUGUGAGUUGGGAGGACUAUCCCUUUGACAGGUACCCGCCGUAUCUCGCCGGCGGGGGCGUUCUAAUGUCUUGGGACGUUACAAGAGCAUUUGCAGCGGCCUUUCCCUAUGUGAAAACAAUAUCAAUUGAUGAUUCCUAUCUAGGAGUCAUUGCUAAAAAGCUCAAUAUAGCGCCUAGAAACCAUGCUGGCAUGGUGAUCAGGAACCCUGGCAAAGACACAAAGUCUGCCAUGACCAUGAAUUUUGGCAGCGUUGUUGCAUUUCAUCGCAUUCCGUCCAGUGAGUCGAUGCAGGCAACGUGGAAUCAGUAUAUAGCUAAAUAUCCUAUUACACCCAAGCCGAAAAGGUAACGAGAGGCAAUGCUAGCUGCCACAAAAUCUCUGGUCGUGUUAACAUAUUGAUGUCUGCAGUCUUUCGUAUGAUGGCGUUUUUAUGAUGGUCUAAGAAUGAUGUUCCCAAGAUUGUUAUUGAUUUUUCUCAUUUACAGCCUUAUUGACGUUCCAGUUUUCAUAAUCGAUAAGUUUUAAUGUUUUUGAAACCCAUUUUUCAUCAAAUCUGUGAUAUUAUACUGUAGUCGAUCAUGCAAUGUUGCAUGUCGUAAGACAUAUUUUGUUUUCCUGUGUACGACUUGUGUUCAUUUAAAAAAAAAAUUCUACCAAAUGAAUACUCAGGAACAAGAAGUAGGUGAGAAUUAUGUGACCAGAUAGUCGUCAAUAUUAUUGUAGUGACUGGACAUUGGUUAUGACUACCUUUAGAUAAAGUCCUCAGAUUUGAAUUCUUUCUUAGGUCUAUAGCCCAGUGUUACAGGAUGCUGCUACUAAUGCCCAGAUAAAAAAAAAAAUAAAACAUGCAGGGUGUAUUUACUCGCAAUGAUUUUUUACAAAAAAUAUUUUUUUGGCAAAAUGGCAUGCAUACUUCUUUUGAAUCUUAUGAAUAGUAAUUGUCACUUCACAUGCUCAAUUAACCUCCCUUGUGCAUGCUUUAUCUAUUUCGACCGAGAAAGUGGAACAAUAGGUACAUUUAUAAAGAGAGUAUUUUGCCUCUUCUCUCUAGUUUCUCUUCGCUGCCCUCCCCCCAUUACCUUGCAUAAACUAAAUAAUUUAUAUACUAUAUAUCAAGCUGUGACUGAAGAGAAGGCUAAUGAGUUAAUUGCCCGACCUUAAGUUAUUUACAUACAAGUAAAUAUGUAUAACGACACUCCAAGGUAACUUUUUUUACUUUUGAGAAUUAUAAAAUCAAUCGGUUUAUCCAUAAUUUAAGAGUGGAGUUUCUACUAUACAGUAAAAAUUGUAAAUUUAUACAAACUACCUGAUAAAAAAAUUCUUGCUACACGAUGAACGCCUAAUUUGAAUUCAAACUGCAAUAAAAAUCAUUGAAUAGUGUUGAUACAUCUUGCAAUUAUACUGAUUUGUGUGCUGGUUUAUGUCGUAAGAAGAAACUAUACAAAUGGUUGAUCAAUGGUAUCCUGAGAGUAGGGGCUUCAACAUGCAUUUUCCUGAUUACUUACCAUGCAUAAUUAACAGCCAUAUCCAGGGUUUUAUUAAGCCCCUGUGAAUGGCACUUUGUACAAUUCCCUGCUAGUAUUCUCUAAGUGGAGUAGAAAGUUCAAGAAGUGUUGGUGCGAGUUUCAAUCGAACAUGCUUGAUGGUUUCAUCAAUUUUCGUAGAUUUAAGGAGAAACACGGCUUCAAGAAUACAUAAAUUCGUAGACAAGGAACUAUUCAAUACAAUAUUUUAUUUAAAAUGAAUUUAAUUUCGUGGACUAACUAAACAACGAUAUUCACGAACAUUAGCAUUCAACCAAUACUGGUGAAACCACAGUGGAACAUUACCGCAUUAUGGGAUGUAUAGUACUAUUAGUAUUACGUUUGCUCAUUACAUGUACUUGUACCUUUCUGUCAGUGUAUGAACGUCCCUGUUUUUAUACCAAGUCUGUUGUUUUGUAAUACACUUUAUGAUGACUACCACAUGAUAUUUAUAACUUAAAUUUAUACAUUGUAUUUUAAUAAUAAAACAUUCAAAUCGUGAACAAA